This is a messenger RNA of Xenopus laevis (African clawed frog), 1291 nucleotides long. It is a transcript of the gene setmar.L, whose product is annotated as SET domain and mariner transposase fusion gene L homeolog. Gene Ontology annotation, molecular function: zinc ion binding; histone methyltransferase activity. Gene Ontology annotation, biological process: chromatin remodeling. Gene Ontology annotation, cellular component: chromosome; nucleus. NCBI's taxonomy places the organism in Eukaryota, Metazoa, Chordata, Amphibia, Anura, Pipidae. The transcript is spliced from 2 exons. The coding region runs from base 162 to 989 and encodes 275 amino acids. The record is from RefSeq and is a predicted model, not a curated record.
UAUUACAUAUGGGGGAAGUAUUACUUCCCUUUCAUUCCUACAGCAGCUCCUGCGUUACUCAGUGAUGAGCAGCAGAGGGCGCCAAAGCGCAAGCCAUAAGCUGAGCCCAUAAACAGCAGAAGACGGUUCGAUCGCUGCACGUCUCCGCCAGUGCUCAUGCCAUGGGGCCGGAGGAUGUGUGCUGCGGCAUGGAGAGGCUUCCCGUGCCGGUAUACGGCCCCUGGAAGAACCUGCCUGCCUUCCAGUACACACCAGAGCUGAUUGCCGGACCAGGAGCUGAACAGGAUCCAAGUGAAGUGACCAUCCAAGGGUGCGAUUGCCAAGGCUCCAACUGUGUUGCAGAAGUGUGCCGCUGCUUACCCCAUGGUAGCCACUAUGUGAGACGUUCCAUUGUCAGCGGGCAAAGGCCAGUGCGGGAAUGUAACAUCAUGUGCAACUGUGGGGAAUCCUGUCCCAAUAGAGAGACCCAGCAGGGACUUCAGUUCCAUUUGCAGCUGUGCCAGAGACCUGGGAAGGGCUGGGGGGUCUGUACGCUGGAAGAUAUCCCAAAUGGCAGGUUUGUGUGUGAAUACGCCGGCGAGGUGCUUGGACAUGAGCAGGCCCGAAGCAGAAUUCUCUCCCAGAAUCCCUGUGCCAAUAAUUAUAUUAUUGCGGUACUUGAGCAUCUACAUGGGGGGCAGAUACUUCAGACCUUCAUAGACCCCACACUCAUAGGCAAUGUGGGCAGAUUCUUAAACCACUCCUGUGACCCAAACCUCUUCAUGAUGCCGGUCCGUACUCACUCCAUGGUUCCAAAAUUGGCCCUGUUUGCUGCCCGGGAUAUCCAGGCCGGCGAAGAGCUGUGUUAUGAUUAUUCAGGGAGAUUCUUUAACCAGACUCCUGCCAGUGAAACUCAGGACUCCGAGGAGGAGCUAAGCCCACGCAAGAAGUGCCUGUGUGGUACAGGGGCCUGCUCCGGAUUCCUUCCCUAUGAAAGUUCAUUGUUCUAAAUGCUACUUGCACAAUGGUGGCGAUUCCAUAUGUGUUCUACAAAGAUAGGGCCAUAAUAUGUUUUAGGACCUGCAGGAUAUUCUUACAGGAACAAAUGGUUUAUUCAGUACUGAGGUUUUCUCAAGGGGACAUUUCAAGGGGUCUCCUACCCAAAAGCAUUGUUUGGGAGGAUGGAGAGAGGUAUUUAGUUGGUUUUCAUUUUUCUUUAUUUGUGUUUUUUUAGGUAUUUACCAUUUUAUUCAGCAGCUCUAAACUGAAAAGUUGCUUAGAAUUGGCCAUUCUAUAACACACUAAAGGUUAA